AUGUUGAUCAGACCGGAGCGAUGGAACUCUCAGCAGUGUGCAGAUUCCUGUGAGUUCACUCUGGAUCCAAACACAGCAAACAAUUCUCUCGGUCUCUCUGACGGGAACAGAAAGUUGGAGUUUGUGGAAGAUUCACAGUCGUAUCCUGAUCAUCCAGAGAGAUUUGAUUCCUAUAAGCAGGUUCUGUGUAGAGAGACUCUGACUGGACGCUGUUACUGGGAGGCUGAGUGGAGCGGGACGGUUUAUGUAGCAGUAACAUAUAAAUCAAUCAGUAGGAAAGGAGACAGUCCUGACUGUGGGUUUGGACGGAAUGUAAAGUCCUGGAUUCUGAUCUGCUCUGAUAACAGAUACUCUGUCUGUCACAAUAAGAACACCACUGUUCUCUCUGCUCCUUCCUCUCAGUCUAACAGAGUAGGAGUGUAUCUGGACUGUCCGGCCGGCUCUCUGUCUUUCUACAGCGUCUCCUCUGAUACAAACACUCUGACACACCUACACACAUUCAACACCACAUUCACUGAACCGCUCUGCGCUGGGUUUUGGGUCGGUUCUGGUUCCUCAAUGUGUUUAAAAUAAAAUAACCUCCUGAGUGAAAAUCACACAACGCACACACACAAAAAUAAAAUAGAAUAACAUGAGAACC
Messenger RNA from Colossoma macropomum (tambaqui), 640 nucleotides. Its product is annotated as stonustoxin subunit beta-like. Lineage: Eukaryota; Metazoa; Chordata; Actinopteri; Characiformes; Serrasalmidae. The coding region runs from base 1 to 573 and encodes 190 amino acids. The transcript has 2 exons. The record is from RefSeq and is a predicted model, not a curated record. Gene Ontology annotation, molecular function: protein binding.